Molecule: messenger RNA, 1623 nt
Organism: Penicillium arizonense
Lineage: Eukaryota; Fungi; Ascomycota; Eurotiomycetes; Eurotiales; Aspergillaceae
Product: ABC1 kinase family protein
Exons: 4
Coding region: 1-1623 (540 amino acids)
Biological process (GO): lipid homeostasis; mitochondrion organization
Cellular component (GO): mitochondrial inner membrane
Source: RefSeq, a predicted model, not a curated record
AUGGGGCUGUACGCGAUACCCCUCGAGUUCGAUUUCUACUUCUUCUGGUCGUUGCUUCUCUACGCGGACCUCGCCUCUCUUGUCGCAGGUUUGCUUGGUGUCGGGGCAGUGACAUUGUCUCCCAAUGCGAAGCAUGCAUAUGAAGCGGCCAAGAGAAGUGGGCGUGUUGCUGGCACUUUGGCCGUUUGUAUUAAUGAUUACCGCGUAACCUUGAAACAAGAAGCCUCGUCCCCCGCCGAACACGAUGAACUGAUUCGCGCAUGCCACAAACGAUGCGCCGAGCGUACCCUCCGAGUUCUCGAGAAGAAUGGAUCGAUCUUCAUCAAGCUGGGCCAGCAUCUCAGCAGCAUGGGCUACUUACUUCCGCUGGAAUGGACUUCGACCUUCAUCCCGCUCCAGGACCGAUGCCCCGUCUCGUCAAUUGAGUCAAUUAGCGAGUUGUUCCGCGCUGAUACCGGCCAAUCCAUGGAUGAAUUGUUUGCCUCUUUCGAACCCACCCCUACCGGUGCCGCAUCACUGGCACAGGUGCACAUUGCCACGCUGAAGGAAACUGGACAAAAAGUCGCUGUCAAGGUCCAACACCCCGCGCUCGACGAAUGGGUGCCCUUGGAUCUAGCCUUGACCCGUUUCACUUUUUCCAUGCUCAAGCGCUUCUUCCCCGAAUAUGAUCUGGAAUGGUUGUCCAAGGAGAUGGACUUUUCUUUGCCGCAGGAGCUGGACUUCCGCAUGGAGGCUCAGAAUGCCACACGUGCUAGCGAGUAUUUCAAGGAGCACUCUGAUGCUCCAUUGGUUAUUCCCGAAGUGAUCUGGUCUCAAAAGCGCAUUCUCGUCAUGGAAUACAUUGGCGGUCGUCGCCCAGAUGACCUCGAAUACCUAGAUGCCAACAACAUCGACCGUGACGAAGUCUCCGCAGCCCUAGCACACAUCUUCAACGAAAUGAUCUUCGGCAACAACGCCCCGCUCCACUGCGAUCCACACGGCGGCAACAUUGCCAUCCGCCCGAACCCUACCCGCCGCCAUCACAACUUCGACAUCAUCCUCUACGACCAUGGAUUAUACCGCGACAUUGAUCGCGAUCUACGCCGCAACUACGCCAAGCUAUGGCUAGCCGUCAUCGACGCCGACGUCCCCCGCAUGCGCGAAUACGCCCAGAAAGUCGCCGGCGUGACAGACGACCAAUUCCCCUUAUUCGCCAGCGCCAUCACCGGCCGCGACUACAGCGUGCUCACAAAGAAAAGUGUCGUUUCUUCACGCACAGCCGAAGAGAAGAAGGAAAUCUCCGGUGCAUUAGGCGAAGGCAUGCUUCAACAACUGGUUGUCCUACUCGGCCAGGUCCCGCGCAUUAUCCUGCUCAUCUUGAAGACCAAUGACUUGACCCGCAGUCUCGACGAGAAUCUGCAUACGCGCCAGGGUCCAAUGCGCUCGUUCCUGAUUCUCGCUCACUACGCUACGCGCACCGUUUUCGAGGAACAGAUGGAGUCUAUUCAGGAGUCUGGUGGUGUUUUCCGGAACUUCUUCCGGUAUCUGUGCGCUUGGGCGGGAUACCUUCGCGUUGACAUCAAGUUGUCCGUCUAUGAGACCUUGUUGUCUUUUAAGUCUCGAUUUGGGCUUCGGAGUGCUUAG